Messenger RNA from Ochotona princeps (American pika), 555 nucleotides. RefSeq names its product casein kappa (gene CSN3). Gene Ontology annotation, biological process: lactation; protein stabilization. Bases 1 to 555 code for a protein of 184 amino acids. NCBI's taxonomy places the organism in Eukaryota, Metazoa, Chordata, Mammalia, Lagomorpha, Ochotonidae. Gene Ontology annotation, cellular component: extracellular region. The transcript is spliced from 3 exons. The record is from RefSeq and is a predicted model, not a curated record.
AUGAAACAUUUUCUUCUAGUUCUGAAUGUCCUGGCAUUAACCCUGCCUUUUUUGGCUGCAGAGAUAGUACAAAGCCAGGAACAGCCAACAUGCCAUGAGAAUGAGGAAAAAGUGCUCAACCAGAAAGCAGUUCCCUACGUCCCAUUCUACUUUGUGAUGAGCAGAUUUCUGCCUUACGAACCCAACUUCUACCAACAUAGAACAGCUGUGCCAACUUUCAGUCCAUUUAUGCUUAACCCGUAUUACAUCAAACCAAUUGUAGUUAAGCCAAAUAUGCAAGUCCCUCAGUGGCAAACCCUGCCAAAUGUCCACCAGCCAACAGUGGCACAUCACUCACGCCGACACCCGUUGAUAAUGGCCAUUCGUCCAAAUAAGGUGCAGGAGGAAAACAUCAUCCCUACUGUCAACACGGUGGCUGCUGAGGAGCCCACCCCAGUUUCUUCCACUGAGCCAUUAGUGAACGCUGAAGUUGUUACAGAGGCUUCCCCAGAGUUCAUUUCUAGCCCUGAACCUGCCACAGCAGCAGUUGCUCCAUCAACGGCAGAGGAACAGUAA